This is a messenger RNA of Vanderwaltozyma polyspora DSM 70294, 771 nucleotides long. RefSeq names its product Vps71p (gene VPS71). The transcript has a single exon. The coding region runs from base 1 to 771 and encodes 256 amino acids. The record is from RefSeq and is a predicted model, not a curated record. NCBI's taxonomy places the organism in Eukaryota, Fungi, Ascomycota, Saccharomycetes, Saccharomycetales, Saccharomycetaceae. Gene Ontology annotation, molecular function: nucleosome binding. Gene Ontology annotation, biological process: chromatin remodeling. Gene Ontology annotation, cellular component: Swr1 complex.
AUGUCUAUCCCACCGUUGGUUGAAGAAAUAAACUGGAGAACAUAUAAUCCCAAUGUUUAUUUUACCUCGAUAGAUGGCCCAUCUACAAGAAGUAAUCGAGUAAGCAAGAAAACAGCAAAUGCAUCAGCUUCACGUUCAACUAAACGUGUGAAUUAUUCUUUGGCUGAUCUAGAAGCUAGGUUAUAUACUGCUAGUAAUGAAAAUGAGGAUGGUAAAGAUAAUGAUCAAACUUCAUCAAAUUCAGGUAUGUUAGCUGAAAAAUAUACAGAAGCUCAAAUUAUCCAAUCAAAAAAGAGGUUUAUGGAAUUAGAUACAGAGAACUUUAGCGAACAAUCAGAAGUUCCUGGGUUACUUUCAAGUUUGACUGGUAUAAGCAAGGAUAACAUUGAAUCAAGCUCAGGCGGAGGUUCUAAUAUUCGUCAUAAGAAUAAAUUUGAUAUACCCAAAAAUUUGGAUUUAUCAUAUAGAUCAACAAAACCUACAUCUACUAAGCGUAAGAACACCAAUAGAAUUGUGGCAUUAAAGAAAAUUUUGACCAGCAGAAGAACUUUUCAAUCUUACGCUGAUACACUAGACAAAGUUAAUAAGCAAAUUAUAUUCAAUAAUGUCUACAAUAAGAAAUUUCUAAAGGUCCUACCACUAAUCAUUAUUUGUUCAGUAUGCGGUGGUACUAAUGGUAUAUCAGGUUGUGUGUCCUGUGGUGAUAAGUUAUGUUCAGUAGGUUGUUUCAAGUUACAUAAUGAUACAAGAUGUUCACACACCUACCGCUGA